Glycine soja is the source of this 1613-nucleotide messenger RNA. Its product is annotated as topless-related protein 2-like. NCBI's taxonomy places the organism in Eukaryota, Viridiplantae, Streptophyta, Magnoliopsida, Fabales, Fabaceae. The coding region runs from base 448 to 831 and encodes 127 amino acids. The transcript is spliced from 3 exons. The record is from RefSeq and is a predicted model, not a curated record. Gene Ontology annotation, biological process: regulation of DNA-templated transcription. Gene Ontology annotation, molecular function: protein binding.
UCUCGCCUCGGGCAACGCAUAUUUCCGCUUCCCUCUCUCUGCCUCUUUCUCUUCCCUCUAUCUGCCUCUUUCUCUUCUCUUCGUUUCUGAUAGAAGCCAUGAUGAAUAAGCUUUUAUCUUCUUCUUCUUCUUCUUCCCUUAAUCUCAUCAAACCCUUUUCUUCUCUUCUCCAUCGAUUUGAUUCCGCCAAAUUCUCAUCAAUGCGUUGUUCCUUCACCUCAAUUUCUUCCAAGCAUGAAACCUCACCCCCUCCAUUAUCGAAACCCUACCAUCCCUUAUCCCAUCUCCGUCUCCGCUCACUCUAAAUCAUUUCCAAAAACCACCAUAGAAUUGGAGAAAAACGGUAUGUAUCAACUUUCUUAUUGCUGCUGCCUGCUUAGAUAAGGUCUCCAUAGAAUUCUUUUUUUUUUUUAAAAAAAGAAGAUAAGAACGAUAUCUUUGAGGGGCAUGAGGCAGCUGUAUAUUCUGUCUGUCCUCAUCACAAGGAGAGCAUUCAGUUUAUAUUUUCAACUGCCAUUGAUGGCAAAAUUAAAGCUUGGUUAUACGAUAAUAUGGGUUCUAGGGUUGAUUAUGAUGCCCCAGGUCAUUGGUGUACUACAGUGCUUCAUAGUGUUGAUGGAAGUAGACCGUUUUCUUGUGGAAUUAGUAAAGAUGGAGAGUCAUUUCUUGUUGAAUGGAAUGAAAGUGAAGGAGCCAUUAAGAGAACAUACAAUGGGUUCAGAAAGAAAUCCACUAGUGUUGUGCAGUUUGACACAACCCAAAAUCAAUUUUUGGCUGCUGGUGAAGAUGGCCAAAUCAAAUUUUGGGAUAUGGACAACAUUAAUCUUUUAACAAGCACUAAUGCAGAGGGUGGACUACAGGUGGAGUUAACUUUUUUAAGUCUUUUGGAAUAUAGCUUACACUUUAUAAGACAUUCCUUAUAUAAUUGUAUGAAUCUAUUAAGACCCUUCUGCUGUUAAUGUUAGUCCUGUCAACUGUAAAGUAGAAAAGAGCUCACCUGCAGGCCUUAUCCAAUUCUUGUAUGAAUCUGUCCUUGUAAACUCUGAAUGCCUGAUUUUGAUGCUAGCAUGAUGACUAUGAUAUACUAGUCAUAGUUUAACAAUUAGAAAUUUAUAUUUAAGCAUUAAAACUAAUGUUUCAUUUCUAUUAAUAUUUGUGCAAGCAUGUUGGAUCAGCUUGUUAUUUUUCUAAUUUCUUCUACUGGUAUCUUAAUUCCACUAUGUCAUACCCUUGCAUAUCGUAGAGGACUUAACAUCUUUUGGAUAUCUUUAUUAUUUGAUGUCUGUAUUUCUUUGUGAAAUUAUUCGAUUUAAUUUAUUUAUUUGAAGUCACUUUAUUAGUCAUGAAUUAUGUACUGUGUCUUAAUACUUGUUCACAACUCAUUGAUUGGUUUUGCCAUUUUCAACGAAGAAUGAAGUCAAUACCACAAGUCAAGAUGCGGAGAAAACUAGAGAACUGUGGAAGAUGGAGUAGAUAGAGCUAAACCAUGGCAACUGUCUGAAAUUGUGGUUGCUGAUGUUUUGGCACUUGGUUCAAAUGGUAUUCAGAAGUUGUGGAAGUGGGCUCGUAGUGAAAAAAAUCUCAAUGGGAAGCUAAUGAUAAUUCUUCUCUUA